Molecule: messenger RNA, 2322 nt
Organism: Vigna angularis (adzuki bean)
Lineage: Eukaryota; Viridiplantae; Streptophyta; Magnoliopsida; Fabales; Fabaceae
Product: protein FAR-RED IMPAIRED RESPONSE 1-like
Exons: 2
Coding region: 1-2322 (773 amino acids)
Biological process (GO): regulation of DNA-templated transcription
Molecular function (GO): zinc ion binding
Source: RefSeq, a predicted model, not a curated record
AUGAAUGUGGAUGAAGCCAAUGACUGUACUGACAAUGUUGAUGACCGUAAUGAAAGUUUAUUGGAUAUGGACCCAACAGUGCAAAUGUGUUUUGAAUCAAUGAUUGAAGCUAGAACCUUUUACACAAACUACGCCAUUAGAUGUGGGUUUGUCGUGCGGACUAGAACUUCUAAAAAAGAUAAAGACAACAACGUGUACUACUUGAGAUUAGUUUGUUCAAGGGAAGGGAAAUAUGUGUCUUCCGUCAAACCUGUGGUCAAAACACUUCCAAGUCAAACUAACCAAUGUCCUGCUGAGAUAACCAUUGCAAAGAAGGACGACAAGUGUUUUAUAAGAACCGUUGUUCUGGACCACAACCAUGAUCUUUGCCCGAAUAACUCCAACCUUUUUGCAGCGAAUAGAAAGUUAAGCAUGCAAGAAAAACACACGUUGGAGGUGAACCAUGAUGCUGGAGUUAGGUUAAAUAAGAGUUUCCUUAGCAUUGUCAACGAUGCCGGGGGCUAUGAAAACAUGGACUUCGUCGAGCGGGACGCGAGAAACUACAUUGUCCAACACAGAAGAUCUUUAUGUAAGGAUGGUGAUGGUCAGACACUCCUACGAUACUUUUCUUCAAUGAAAGAUACAAAUAACGAGUUCUUCUAUGACAUUACACUCGAUGAAGGGAAUAAAAUAUGUAGUGUGUUUUGGGCUGAUGCAAGAAGUCGUGCUGCAUGUGAAGAAUUUGGUGAUGUUGUUUCGUUUGACACAACUUACUUAACAAAUAAGUACGACAUGCCAUUUGCACCUUUUGUGGGAGUUAACCAUCAUGGACACUCCAUUUUACUUGGUUGUGGAUUGUUGUCUUCGGAAGACACUGACUCAUUUGUAUGGUUGUUCCAAUGUUGGCUUAGAUGCAUGCGUAAUAAGAGUCCUGAAGGCAUUAUAACUGAUCAAUGCAGGGCAAUGGCCAACGCUAUUGAACAAGUGUUUCCUAAUACGAGGCAUAGGUGGUGUUUAUGGCACAUCCUGAAGAAGUUUCCUGAAAAAUUCCACGACUAUAGAAAUAAUGCCGCUAUCAAAAGCGAACUACAUGCGCUUAUAUAUGAUUGUGGUUGUCCAACAGAAUUUAAAAAGGGUUGGGAGGAACUACUUACAAAACAUGGAAUCCAGGAAAAUGAAUGGCUAUGUAAUUUGUACCAAGAGAGACAUAAAUGGGUUCCGUGUUAUUUGAAAAAUAAAUUUUGGGCAGGCAUGUCUACCACUCAGAUAAGUGAGGGAAUAAAUGCUUUUUUUGAUGGAUUUAUUAAUUCCACAACCACUCUUCAACAAUUUGUGGUUCAAUACGACAAUGCUGUUAGAGUAAAGGCCCAAAAGGAAAUAGAAGCGGACUUCUCGUCCAUGAACACCACUAUUGCAUGUGGCUCUCAGUCACCGAUUGAGAGACAAUUUCAAGUUCAAUACACACAUGCAAAGUUUGAGGAGGUCCAAACAGAGUUCCGUUCAAGGAUGAAUUGUUUCAUCAAAGACACCUUAAAGGACGACUUGUGGAACACUUACACUAUAAAAGAGGAACGAAUGUGGGAAGGUAAUCCUUUACCUGAUAAAUUUUACAAAGUUCAAUUUGAUCCCCUCACACAGUCAACCACUUGCUCUUGCCAACUGUUUCAGUUUAGAGGAAUUAUAUGUCGUCAUUCCCUAUUGGUAUUUGGUCAAGAAGAUGUAUACAGUGUUCCCUCAGAAUACAUUUUGCGGCGUUGGAGCAAAAAUAUCCGAAGAAGACACACACUAAUAACAACAUCGUAUAGUACUUCUAGUAAUGACCCACGCAUGCAAAGAUACAAGAUGUUGUGCAAACGUUUUUAUGAAAUUGCAGAAGUUGCGUGUGAGUCUGAGGUUGCUACUUCUGAAUUGGAAAAAGAAAUUCAUUGUCUUGGUCAAAAAUUUGGUUUCAGUUCAUCGAUGACAAAUAACAUCAUCAGUCAUGCAGGCCAACUAAGAUACGAUACUGGUGCAUGCACGUCAAUUCCACAUACUCCAGUUGGAACAUCUGAUGUGGUUGUUCACAGUCCUGCAACUGUUAAGCGAAAAGGACGUCCACGCACAAACAGGUUGAAGUCCACCGUUGAGAAAAGAACCCAAAGAAGAAAGUCCGCUUCAGGCAGGAAGACUUCAACACCACCCACCCUUCAUAUGGAGACAAGGGCAUGUAAUGUUUCUGAACGUGAUGACCAUGUUCAAUUUCACGCGGACUCUAUCCAACUAUCACAAGAUACCGAAAUGGGUCAUUUAGGAUUUAUGUCAUUGUUGUUAGCUGUACAUAACAAUUUCGAUAACAUUAGUUGA